AUGGGGUAUUCAGCUACGAGUCUCGGACGACAUUCUAGUACUUGGUGGUUGUUUGGCUAAAGUUAAGUUGUAUUGAAUAUGUUUGAAAAUGAGAGUCUCUUCGGGCUUCUUUUUGGACCAGUCAUAUCUACAACAUCUGCGUUAGGCCACAUAAAAUAAAUUCCUUGAUUCUCAUCACCGCCCGACUGUAUUUUAAGAGCCGCGUGAAAUUUUUUUAUAUUUUGUUAUACAAUAUAAAUGUACCGCCCGACAAAAUAUUUCAAGACAGUGUCGUAGACUGACCUGUGGACUGACGCACGCAAUAAUAACUUUAGUUAAGAACUGUCAAUCAAAAAAAGCGAAACAGUGAGCGAGACGAGACAUGGCGAGACGCGUAUACUUUUUUUAAGGAUCGUGACUAAAACACCACACGAGUACAUACGAGUAAUACACAAGUACAUACGAGUAACAUACGAGUAACACACGAGUAACAUACGAGUACACACGAGUAACAUACGAGUACAUACGAGUAAAAUACGAGAAUUAGCACGCUUUCUUUAAAGUUUUUUUCACUUUCACACUUUCACUUUGGCUUCGUAUUAUGUUCAUGUUUUAAAUGCCUUAUUGACAUAGGCGUACGAGACAGGGGGGGGGGGCAACUGCCCCCCCCCCCCAAAUUUUGGAAAACCAUGGAAAUUCGAGCAAACGCUAGGAAAAAUCAAGAAAAUUCGGGCAGAUUGAUGAGAAAAUAUGUUAAAACUAGGAGUUACUAUCGCAAGGAAAAUGCUGCCUCACCCCCCGAAGGGAUGAAAGGCAGCAUGCACAAUUUGCUCAAUAAGGGGCUGUUAAUAUGAUCCUGCUUUGCCAGGACAAGAUGUGUGAAGCUGAAUUAUUUUGAUGUAUUGAAAUAAGUUAUGGUCCACAAUACAGCAAUUAACUGUAAUUAUAAUUAACUAAAUUAUAAUUAACUGUAAAUGACAGGUUGUUCAGGCAACAAUAAUCAGGGGCGUCGGAAGCGGGGUGGGGGGCUGGUCCUAAAUGUCUUUGGGCCACCCACUUUUUAACAAUUGUCAGUAAACGUAAUAAACCACAAAGGACAUUUUGUUAGCUUUAGAACUCUGUAAAUCUCCUAAAGUGCAGAACAUGGCAUUUCAGUGAAUAUAGUUUUUAAAUUAUCCCGGGGGACAAGCCCCUGGAUCCCCUACACUGUUAUCUGUCAUCACCCGCCUUCCUCCCCCACUUUUACAGCCGUUCCGACGCCCCUGGUAUGUGGUGGAGUUGCAAGUUUGCCCGAAUUUUUAUGGAGAAUUGUAAAGAAAUAACCUGAUUUUAACAUAUUUUCUCAUAAAUCUGCUCGAAUUUUCUUGAUUUUUCCUAGCGUUUGCCCGAAUUUCCAUGGUUUUCCAAAAUUUUGGGGGGCAGUUGCCCCCCCCCCCGUCUCGUACGCCUAUGUCAAUAAGGCAUUUACAACAUGAACAUAAUACGAAGCCAAAGUGAAAGUGUGAAAGUGAAAGAAACUUUAAAGAAAGCGUGCUAAUUCGCGUAUUUUACUCGUAUGUACUCGUAUUUUACUCAUAUGUACUCGUAUGUACUCGUAUUUACUCGUAUGUUACUCGUGUGUACUCGUAUGUUACUCGUGUGUACUUGUAUGUUACUCGUGUGUUACUCGUAUGUACUCGUAUGUUACUCGUAUGUACUCGUAUGUACUUGUGUGUUACUCGUAUGUUACUCGUAUGUACUCGUGUGGUGUUUUAGUCACGAUCUUUUUUAAGAUAAUAGAUUCUACUCAGAUUUUGUAAACAUUAUUAUUGAGAAAACGAACAGUGAAGGGACGAGAGACGAGAAGAUUGUACGAACGGGUAAACUAGAAAUAAGUAUUUAUAUUGGGCGUAAUAAGAAAAGUUAUAAUAUCAACACGAGAGAAUAUAUUAUUUCAUACAAUUUUACGGGGGCAACAAUAUUUACUACACCUGGCACCUCCGACGCGAUACAACGAGAUAUAGCUUGAAACACAGCAAAGAUACGCUAUCUUCGGUGAUGGAGGCCCCUGAAUCUAAGUUAAAAACCAAGUUAUUACAACUGCAAAUGACCGUGAGUAGAACUGAGAAAAUACUUCAGACAGAGAGCCAGCACCCUAUAGCACGUCAACAAACGGCACUUGAGACAAUAACAACCGAGAUAGAAUUACUGAAGGGAGAAGUCGAAGCGAAGAAAAUUACAGACAAAUUACGAGAUAGAGAAAUGGAUUGGGGAAAUUGAAGUACAGCUAGCGAAGGCAGACGAAGAAGUUAAGCGACUACAACAAUGGCAAGAUCAAAUCACAAGCGAAGGGAAACAACGCGAGCGAGAAGAACAAUUACACCACGAACGCGAACUUUAUGAGGCGAAAAUAAAACUGAAAUCUGAAUUAAAACUUUCAAGUGAAAACGUCGGCGCCAAAGACGAGGUACAAGCGAAACUACCUAAGUUAACAAUUACUAAGUUUAACGGGACAUACCAAGAUUGGACAAGAUUUUGGAAUCAGUUCAGUGAGACAAUCGAUAAAAGCGGAAUUCCAAGCGUUACAAAAUUCGCUUACUUACGCGAAUUACUCGACACAAACGUAAGAAAGACGGUAGAAGCUCUACCGUUCACUGGUGAGGGCUAUGUCAGAGCCAAAACUAUACUAGAAGAGAAAUAUGGGAAAAAAUGCGAAAUUAUAAAGGCAUAUACGAAACAAAUUCUCGAACUUCCGGUGAUACCAAAUGUAAACAUUAAGAAAAUUCACGAGUUUUAUGACACUUUGAUGUAUGCCGUGCAGUCUUUGGAAACUAUGGGAUGUUUGCAGCAAGUUAAUGGAAAUGUGGCUUUAACACUCGAAAAAUUACCAGGAAUUCGUGGUGAUCUUGCAAGAACCGACCCUGGACGGGCGUUGAGAAACUUUACAUGA
This is a messenger RNA of Paramuricea clavata, 2908 nucleotides long. The record is from the annotation of a GenBank genome assembly. Lineage: Eukaryota; Metazoa; Cnidaria; Anthozoa; Malacalcyonacea; Plexauridae.